CAAUGACCUGACUAUAAAGGCGCUUGUUACUUCACGUAACUUCAAUCUUACUUGCGAUUUAAAAGUUUUCUAAAGUUCAAGACACCAAGAUGAAGAUUUUGAUUCUCUUUGUGACUGUGGCGUCCGUCUACGGUGCCGCAUUAAUCAACAACCCGACUGAGCAUCAACAGAACCCCAACAACAGAAACAUCAACAACCCAAUUGAGCACCAACAGAACCCCAACAACAGAAACAUCAACAACCCAACUGAACACCAACAGAACCCCAACAACAGAAACAUCAACAACCCAAUUGAGCACCAACAGAACCCCAACAACAGAAACAUCAACAACCCAACUGAACACCAACAGAACCCCAACAACAGAAACAUCAACAACCCAAUUGAGCACCAACAGAACCCCAAAAACAGAAACAUCAACAAUCCAAUUGAGCACCAACAGAACCCCAACAACAGAAACAUCAACAACCCAAUUGAGCACCAACAGAACCCCAACAACAGAAACAUCAACAACCCAAUUGAGCAUCAACAGAACCCCAACAACAGAAACAUCAACAACCCAAUUGAGCAUCAACAGAACCCCAACAACAGAAACAUCAACAAUCCAAUUGAGCACCAACAGAACCCCAACAACAGAAACAUCAACAACCCAAUUGAGCACCAACAGAACCCCAACAACAGAAACAUCAACAACCCAAUUGAGCACCAACAGAACCCCAACAACAGAAACAUCAACAAUCCAAUUGAGCAUCAACAGAACCCCAACAACAGAAACAUCAACAACCCAAUUGAGCACCAACAGAACCCCAACAACAGAAACAUCAACAACCCAACUGAGCACCAACAGAACCCCAACAACAGAAACAUCAACAAUCCAAUUGAGCACCAACAGAACCCCAACAACAGAAACAUCAACAACCCAACUGAGCACCAACAGAACCCCAACAACAGAAACAUCAACAACCCAACUGAGCACCAACAGAACCCCAACAACAGAAACAUCAACAAUCCAAUUGAGCAUCAACAGAACCCCAACAACAGAAACAUCAACAAUCCAAUUGAGCACCAACAAAACCCCAACAACAGAAACAUCAACAACCCAUCUGAGCACCAACAGAACCCCAACAACAGAAACGUCAACAACCCAAUUGAGCACCAACAGAACCCCAACAACAGAAACAUCAACAAUCCAAUUGAGCAUCAACAGAACCCCAACAACAGAAACAUCAACAAUCCAAUUGAGCACCAACAAAACCCCAACAACAGAAACAUCAACAACCCAUCUGAGCACCAACAGAACCCCAACAACAGAAACGUCAACAACCCAAUUGAGCAUCAACAGAACCCCAACAACAGAAACAUCAACAAUCCAAUUGAGCAUCAACAGAACCCCAACAACAGAAACAUCAACAAUCCAAUUGAGCAUCAACAGAACCCCAACAACAGAAACAUCAACAAUCCAAUUGAGCACCAACAAAACCCCAACAACAGAAACAUCAACAACCCAACUGAGCACCAACAGAACCCCAACAACAGAAACAUCAACAAUCCAAUUGAGCAUCAACAGAACCCCAACAACAGAAACAUCAACAAUCCAAUUGAGCAUCAACAGAACCCUAACAACAGAAACAUCAACAACCCAACUGAGCACCAACAGAACCCCAACAACAGAAACAUCAACAAUCCAAUUGAGCAUCAACAGAACCCCAACAACAGAAACAUCAACAAUCCAAUUGAGCAUCAACAGAACCCUAACAACAGAAACGUCAACAACCCAAUUGAGCACCAACAGAACCCUAAUAACUGAAAGAUUUUAGUUGAUGGGCUAUAGGACCUGCUUUUCUUAAAUUAUAUCAAAACAUAUC
Molecule: messenger RNA, 1863 nt
Organism: Biomphalaria glabrata
Lineage: Eukaryota; Metazoa; Mollusca; Gastropoda; Planorbidae
Product: GATA zinc finger domain-containing protein 14-like
Exons: 2
Coding region: 90-1805 (571 amino acids)
Source: RefSeq, a predicted model, not a curated record